AUGACUCUUCCUGAAGAAAUUGUCAACAGUCAUGGCUCCGCGCGAUCAGAGUCCCAUGCCACCGCCACCUCCUCCCAACUCUCCGGUCCUCAAGCGUUGCCAGAACUAAAAGCUCGCAUCAAAGCUGGGUUGAGAACGUACCCAGACUUUCCCAAGAAAGGCAUACUAUUCGAAGACAUUUUCCCACUCUUCUCCUCGCACAAUCUACACCAAGAUCUCAUCCGAGCCUAUGAACUGCAAAUUGUUGAGAGCUUCGGCCACAGCAACAAGCCCGAUGUGAUUGUCGGCCUCGAUGCACGAGGGUUCCUCUUUGGUCCAACAUUGGCUUUGCGUUUCGGGGCUGGAUUCGUCCCAGUCAGGAAGCAGGGCAAGCUCCCUGGAAAAAUUGAGACUGCAACAUUCGAAAAGGAAUAUGGCACCGACACGUUUGCCAUGCAAGCAGACGCCAUACAACCCGGUCAAAAAGUCUUGAUUGUGGAUGACUUGAUCGCGACCGGAGGAUCAGCUUCUGCCGCUGGCACUCUGGUUGAAAAAUGUGGCGGGACGUUACUUGGCUACAUUUUCAUCAUUGAGCUCACAUUCUUGAAAGGUCGAAGCAAACUCAAUGCUCCCGUCUAUACGUUACUUGAAAGCCAGGCGUAA
This is a messenger RNA of Exophiala xenobiotica, 642 nucleotides long. RefSeq names its product adenine phosphoribosyltransferase. Bases 1 to 642 code for a protein of 213 amino acids. Gene Ontology annotation, biological process: adenine salvage; AMP salvage. Gene Ontology annotation, cellular component: cytoplasm. Gene Ontology annotation, molecular function: adenine phosphoribosyltransferase activity; AMP binding; adenine binding. The record is from RefSeq and is a predicted model, not a curated record. Lineage: Eukaryota; Fungi; Ascomycota; Eurotiomycetes; Chaetothyriales; Herpotrichiellaceae. The transcript is spliced from 3 exons.